AUGUGCCACGUUCUCUCGCUGGAAAACGUCUCCAAUGAAGCUUCCAGCGGCGUGGAUGAACGGGGGCGGCACCAGGCGUCACUCGCAGAAAAAGACGCGUUGGACGUGAUGGCGCCGCGGGAACGACUCCCCGCUGCAUGCCACAAAUUGGCGAUGCAAUGUCUGACGUACAGCAGGGUGGGGAACGCCGUUGUGCGCUCUGCGUGGGACAGUCUGCCCAGCCCAACAAAUGUGGGCGCUGCUUUGCCUUCGUCUGCGCUGCGCAUUUACGCGAAGACACAGCCGUCGCUGACGCGUCGCCUGUCGUGGGGGAAGUUCACGCUGCAGCGGAGCCAACAUUCGCCACCCAUUAAGCCAGCCGCAUGCACCGCCACAGCUGCACCUGACGUCACCGUGAAGAAGUCGCUGGCGCAGUUGCAGAGGAGGAAUUCUCCGGAGCAGGCCGUGCCGCCAAACAAGCACGCCCUUUUUGACCAGGCAUACAGGGGACUCAUGCGAGAGCGAAUGAUCCUUGAAAAGCUAAACGAGAUUGUGGAGGAGGUUCGUGACGCGGCGUACGCUGCGGAUGCUGAGGAGUGUGACGGACUGCAGGUGGUGCACAACCCCCUCGCAGACGCCACCCUUCCGCUGUGGGCAGGAGAGAUGAGGAAUGCUCCAGCAGCCGCCGCGGCACAGACAUUGCCUGCGUUACCGUGCAUUUGUCAGCGACAAACGGUGUGCUGCAACUCCAACAACCCCUCAGGCGUGGGCUCUUCUUUUGCCGCGUCGCCACCCAGUCCGCGGAGGGGCCUGACGGCCAUGCUGCAAGAACAACGCGAAUCUCUGGGAAUAUCGGUUGAACCGUCGUUAAACGCGGAAGAACGGGGAACACUUCUUUUGAGUGUGACGCGGCCCGCACAGAACCUCCUGGCGGUAAAGUCGCUGCGGGGCGUCGACACUCUCCCAGAUUGUAGCGCAACACCUGCAGAAAAUAAAGAGCUGCAACCAGUUGUGAUGGAGGAGGCGGUUGGUAACCCGCUCGGUAUCCUGCCACGUGCGGCAUGCACAGACAUGCAGGAGGCCGGGUGCGGGUUUCAUGCCACGAAUGAAGGGCCCACGCACGACGAGACACAAAGUCCCGUGCCUGGUGCAGACGUGACCACCGCUGAUGCCGUGUACGUGCCACCCGAGGAAGACCCUCAACGUGCGCUGGAGGCGACGCUGAUGGAGGAGCGUGCAUGUCUUGAGAAACUACAGGACGCAUCGAAGGAUGUGAUUUAG
Trypanosoma rangeli is the source of this 1260-nucleotide messenger RNA. RefSeq lists its product as uncharacterized. The transcript has a single exon. NCBI's taxonomy places the organism in Eukaryota, Euglenozoa, Kinetoplastea, Trypanosomatida, Trypanosomatidae. The coding region runs from base 1 to 1260 and encodes 419 amino acids. The record is from RefSeq and is a predicted model, not a curated record.